UGUGCGUACAUCAAGUGGGUGUAGAUGUUGCUUGAUCGUGGGCAAUCCUCCCCCGCAAUAAAUACUUGGGGGUGGGAUUUGGGGUCUUGGCUCCUCGUCUUCCUCCGCAAAAUUUUCGAGUGUUGUAUGCAAACGAAGUACAUGUACGUACGCGAGGUUCAUGGUGUGUUUGCUUCGUCGUGUGGUCUAGUCCCAACGCCGUAGUAGGCGUCGUUCAGAAGUCAGUUUUGGGCUAACGUGGCCAGGCCACGCCGCAACUACAACAACUACAGUGUGUAUGUCGGCGCUCGCGUACACGUUGUUGUUCCAUGAAGUCGAACUACUGCUGUUACAUGUGUAGCGCGAAGAUACGGUUGUGAAGAGUGAAGAGUUCGUGCGAGUUGAAAGGAAGGGCGGCAGCCAGAAGAUUUGCCUUUGCUAUUUCUCUUGUGUGUUCUGCCCGUGCAUUUGCACCUUGGUCGUUGGCAUUGCAAGCCAUACCUUGUCAGGUGGUUUUGUUAUUUGUUCGGAUCGGCAGAGGGAAAGAGGUGACUUGCCGCUGCUUUCGUUCUUUUUUUUUUCUCUUCUGGUGCCUGGAUUGAGUCGGGGCCGACAAAGUUAGUUGAAUAAUAGGCAGGGCUGUAAGGUUGCUCUACCUCAGCAGGCGCAAAAAAUGAAGCAGACUCCAUCAAUGUGCAGUAGUAUGGGUCUUCCAUCUGUCUCUACGGCUGCUUCGUACACAGGGCGUACACAACGCUUUUUUCCCGAUCGUUGGGAAAGGUCUGAUGAUUCAGAAAUCGGAAAUGCAUUGCGUGUUGUUGAUAUGUGGUCGAUAACUACUGCUGCUGUAGGUGAGUCUGGGCGCCUCUCCGAAUGGUUUGACACCUCGCACGUAGCGCUGCCAACAGGGUCGCGCUCGGCGGUCAAACUCAUCAUCAUGUACAUCCGUGUGUUUGACUUGUUUCUUGUUCGCUCCAAGAGUACGGCGGGUGCUGCCUUGUGCGUCCCGUUAUGACUUGACCUGUUUUUCAUGUUUUUACGUGUAGUGUGUGCGUGUGCGGGAGCAGAAGUAGGACAAGGACCGGGAGGGAGACUUGGCCCACGGGAGAUACGAUAUGCAUAGACUAUGCAUUCGCGUUUGCACGAAGGAGUGUUUUUUUUUUUUCCCGUUGUUUUCCCGUUGUUGCGAAGUCGUGUGGGUUUGAGUUUGCUUUUCCUCGGCCUUUUUGCUUGCGUGCGUAGACGCAGUAGAGAAAAGGGGAGAGAAUGCCACGUGAAAUAAUCUGAUAAUUGAUAUUUUAUCGCAACAUUCUGUCUAAAAUGAUGGCAUGUUCUUUGUCGGCAAGCAGCAUAAAUCACGGACAAUUCGAUCGACGAUUGAACCGCAUGGGUUUCUGCCGUAAGCUGCCGUACCUAUU
Molecule: messenger RNA, 1397 nt
Organism: Ectocarpus siliculosus
Lineage: Eukaryota; Phaeophyceae; Ectocarpales; Ectocarpaceae
Source: the annotation of a GenBank genome assembly